AGAGACUUGACCCCGGAAGUACUUGAUUUGAUUGCCGUCGCGCACUGUGAGGGAGAAACGCUUGUGGGCAGCGCCAAACCUCAAAUUCACCUUAAAAAUAUUAAAACAUCUUUUAUAUCAUCGAAACACAUCAGCAGAAUGAGUGGUGGACCUGAUGCCAACAAGGAGUUUAUGGAGCAGCUGCGUAUGCAGGAGCUUUACGACCAAAGACACGUAGACGGCUCCGACCCUUACACCUACACCGACCCAGAGGAUGGGACCGUGUACGACUGGGACCACGAAAAGAAGGCCUGGUUCCCUAAAAUAACAGAGGACUUCAUCGCUGCCUACCAGGCCAACUAUGGCUUCACUAAGGAAGGAGAGCCAGACGCAAAUAGCGCUGCAGCGAGUGGCACUCCCCCAGCAGCACCAGAAAAAGACAACAAGCCUUCAAAAAAGGAGAAACCAGGAACACAGAACCUGAAUCCAGACCAGACUGAGACCUCAGCUAAAGAUCCCAAACAGAAAGGGGAGAAGAGGAAACCAGAGCCAGGAUGGUUCGACAUCGAUGACAACAGGAACACAAACGUCUACGUGUCAGGUCUGCCUCCUGACAUCAGCACUGAGGAGUUUGUCGAGUUGAUGUCCAAGGGCGGCAUCGUGAUGCGGGACCCGGUCACCGAAGAGUACAAAGUCAAACUCUACAAGGACAGAGAAGGGAAUCUGAAGGGGGACGGCCUCUGCUGCUAUCUGAAGAAAGAGUCGGUGGAGUUGGCUUUGCGUCUGAUCGACGAGUCAGAGGUCAGAGGUUACAGACUUCACGUGGAGGCAGCGCGGUUUGAGCUGAAGGGCCAGUACGACGCCAGCAAGAAGAAGAAGAAGAGCAAAGAAUACAGGAAGAAGAUGACUCAGCAACAGAAACAGUUGGACUGGAGGCCGGAGAAAAAGGGAGAACUGAGGAAGAGGCACGAAAAAGUAGUCAUCAUUAGAAACAUGUUCCAUCCAAGUGACUUUGAGGAAGACCCGCUCGUGUUGAACGAGUACCGAGACGACCUGCGAUCAGAAUGUGAGAAGUUUGGAGAGGUGAAGAAGGUGAUCCUCUUCGAUAGACACCCAGACGGCGUGGCAUCCGUUGCGUUUAAGGAGCCUGAGCAGGCAGAUGCAUGCAUUCUGUCAUUCAACAACCGCUGGUUUGGAGGGCGGCAGCUGUCGGCUCAGCUUUGGGAUGGACAGACGGACUACCAGGUUGAAGAGACUUCACGAGAGCGGGAUGAGCGGCUGAAGGGUUGGUCUUCUUUCCUCGACAGCAGCAACAAAGAGCAGCAGGACAACAGCACUAAGCCAGCAGAGGGCAGCACCAAGCCAGCAGAGGGUAGCACCAAGCCAGCAGAGGGUAGCACCAAGCCAGCAGAGGGCAGCACCAAGCCAGCAGAGGGCAGCACCAAGCCAGCAGAGGGCAGCACCAAGCCAGCAGAGGGCAGCACCCCAACCCUUACCACCACCCCAACCACAGAACCCACAGAGCCGCCCAGCACCACAGAGCCUAAACAGCCCCCAGAAAAAAAGCCCAAGACGCUACAGGAAGAGGAGGCAGACUCGACGGACAGCAGCAUGGCGGGGAGUGAUGAUGAGGAGACUUAGACUUUAAAGUGCACGUCUUUGGUCCAAACAGCAAACAAAGAGGACGGCUCUGCUCUGAGGUGAACUGUGGCAGAGUGACAGCAGGAGGACGGGCUGAGCUGUUUUGUAAAGUAGAAAAUAAAUAAUGAUUUUGUGUACCUUA
Molecule: messenger RNA, 1762 nt
Organism: Notolabrus celidotus (New Zealand spotty)
Lineage: Eukaryota; Metazoa; Chordata; Actinopteri; Labriformes; Labridae
Gene: htatsf1
Product: HIV-1 Tat specific factor 1
Exons: 10
Coding region: 139-1620 (493 amino acids)
Biological process (GO): mRNA splicing, via spliceosome
Cellular component (GO): U2 snRNP; U2-type spliceosomal complex
Molecular function (GO): RNA binding
Source: RefSeq, a predicted model, not a curated record